Messenger RNA from Racocetra persica, 1041 nucleotides. The record is from the annotation of a GenBank genome assembly. Lineage: Eukaryota; Fungi; Glomeromycota; Glomeromycetes; Diversisporales; Gigasporaceae.
AUGGAUAAAUCAUCGCAUAUACGUGGCUCAAAAGAUCCAAAUACUGCAGACACGAAUUUGGAAACGCCACAAUUAUAUCAAACAAUUGUCAAUAUUCCAAAUGAACCAACGUUGACUCCCACAACAUCCAUAUAUACAAAUACGGUACAAACGCAUACACAACCACCACCCUCAAAGUAUAUAACAACACGACCUCAACCUAUACAGCAUCCAAGUUCUUCAGUACCUACUCAAAACGUCAAACUCGCAUCUAUUCAAAACGUCAAACCCGAAUCUACUCGAAACGUCAAACUCUCUUUGGAUGAUGACAAACCAGUACUCACUAGGCUUUGUAAAAUCUGUCAAGAAUCGGAUUUCAUAGAGGAUGAAGAAGGUCCUUACGUAAAGGGCAAAUUAAUAUCACCAUGUAAAUGUACAGGCUCUAUGCAAUAUGUUCACAUUGGAUGUUUGAACCAAUGGCGAAUAUCUUCAGCUCGAGAGGAUUCAUCGUAUCGAUGUGAAAUUUGUAAAUAUGAAUACAAAUUUUAUCGACCAACCUUUGCAAAACUAAUUGCUAGUCCUAUUUUUUUACAUCUGGUAACUAUAGGAAUAUUUUUAUUUGUCGUUUAUGGUGUUUCAUGGAUAGUGAAAUCGAUUGAUAUUAGAAUUAACAAAGGUCAACCUAAUAAUGGUAAAUCAUGGGCAGAUACUCCAAUAUUAAGCCUUAAAUUAGUUCAUCUCAUUUGUGGAAUAUGCAUAGUCUCAAUUUUGAGUUUAUGUUUUAUGGCGUUUUAUUCUUGUUGUAAGGGAUAUCAUGAUACAAGAGAUACUUAUUGCUAUUGUGGCGGGUGCAAUUGCUUUACUCCUUGGUGUUUUUUUGGUUUUCCUGAUUCAAAUGAUUUAAGUGCUAUUAUAUUGGUGAUAUGUAUAUUAAUGUUUGCAAUCAUGAUCGUGAUGGGAAUUAUUUUUGCUUUGGUCACUGGGUAUUUGUUGUUACAAAAACAUGUUAAUGUUUAUUUAGAUGGUAUACAAGAAAGGAUCUUGGAUGUUAAAAAGGAAUAG